CUAUAUAUUCUUUUGCAGUAUGGCUAGAACUAAGCAAACUGCCCGUAAAUCAACUGGAGGAAAAGCCCCCAGAAAACAACUUGCCACAAAGGCUGCCAGAAAAUCAGCUCCCACCACUGGUGGAGUCAAGAAGCCCCAUCGUUAUAAGCCCGGAACAGUAGCUCUUCGUGAGAUCCGUAGAUACCAGAAAUCUACAGAGCUCUUGAUUCGCAAGCUGCCUUUCCAGCGUCUUGUCCGUGAAAUUGCCCAAGAUUUCAAGACCGACUUGCGUUUCCAAUCUUCCGCUAUUGGCGCAUUGCAGGAGGCUGCUGAAGCCUACCUUGUUUCACUCUUUGAAGACACCAACUUGGCUGCCAUCCACGCCAAGCGAGUCACCAUUCAGCCCAAGGAUAUUCAAUUGGCUCGCCGCUUGCGUGGUGAGCGUUCUUAAAGGAUUUGUCUUUUGCCUUCUUCUUUAAUUCGUCAUUGAUAAUUGGAUCUGUUUAUUAAUCGUGAGAUUGUUUCAAUAAAAAAAUAUAAUUGUCAUUUAUUGAUAUAUAUAUAUAUAUUUAUUUAUUU
Molecule: messenger RNA, 558 nt
Organism: Phycomyces blakesleeanus NRRL 1555(-)
Lineage: Eukaryota; Fungi; Mucoromycota; Mucoromycetes; Mucorales; Phycomycetaceae
Exons: 5
Coding region: 20-430 (136 amino acids)
Cellular component (GO): nucleosome
Molecular function (GO): DNA binding; protein heterodimerization activity; structural constituent of chromatin
Source: RefSeq, a predicted model, not a curated record